Molecule: messenger RNA, 1467 nt
Organism: Beta vulgaris subsp. vulgaris (sugar beet)
Lineage: Eukaryota; Viridiplantae; Streptophyta; Magnoliopsida; Caryophyllales; Amaranthaceae
Exons: 5
Coding region: 1-1467 (488 amino acids)
Source: RefSeq, a predicted model, not a curated record
AUGUGUUCAAUUAAGAGGAAAAGUAAUGUUAAAGGAAAACAAACGGUUAAGGUUAGUGAACAUGUGUCCGCUGUUUUUCAAAAGAGAAUGCCAAAGAAAUGCGAUGAUCCGGGCAUGUUCACUAUUCCUAUAACUCUUGGUGAUACUAAGAUUGAUAGGGCCAUGUUAGAUUUAGGAGCCUCCAUCAAUGUGCUUCCUUAUUCUUUGUAUGAGUCUUUGACACUUGGUGAUUUGCUUCCUACCAAUGUUGUUAUCCAACUUGCGGAUAGAUCCACUUCCAUUCCUAGAGGUGUAGUUGAAGAUGUUCUUGUGGUAGUUGAUAAGUUGACUUUUCCUGCUGAUUUUUAUUUUGAUGGUCAAAUCAUUGAGUUUAAUAUGUAUGAUGCCAUGAGGUACCCUAACAUUGAGGAUCACUCUCUUUGUGCCAUUGAUGUGUUUGAGCCAUGUGUUCAAGGUGUGUUCGAUGUCUUACGUGAUGAUGAUUUGCAAAGUGUUUUGGACUUUAGUUUGAAUGCUGAUUCUUUGGAGUUUUGUUUGCCAGAUAAUGUGCUUAAAAUUGUUGUUGAAUUGAAUGAGCUUUCCAAACUUCCUUUGAAUCCUUCAAACUAUAAGCCCAUGCCACUUACUGUGCCUAGCACAAGACCGCUUCCUUCUGUUGUGCAGGCCCCGAAUGUGAGAAAGAGACCUUGCCAGUUAUCAUUUCCACAAGUUGACCUUGGAACAAGAGAGCAAGUUGGUGGAGGUGCUCAAGGAGCAUUCGACAGCGAUUGGUGGUCAAUUGCCGACAUCCAUGGCAUUAGCCCAUCCACAUGUAUGCAUAGGAUCUUGUUGGAAGAUGAAGCUAAGCCGGUGAGGCAACCUCAAAGGCGUUUGAACCCCCAUGAUGGAGGUGGUAAAGAAGGAGGGAGGGCUUUCUAUUGUUUCCUUGAUGGGUACUCAGGCUAUUUUCAAGUGCCCAUUGCUCCAGAGGACCAGGAAAAGACAACAUUUACAUGUCCCUUUGGCACUUUUGCGUAUCGGCGCAUGCCGUUUGGACUUUGUAAUGCCCCUGCCACCUUUCAAAGGUGUAUGGUAAGUAUUUUCUCUGACUUUGUGGGGGAGUUUCUAGAGGUUUUCAUGGAUGAUUUCACCGUUCAUGGUGACUCUUUUGACCAAUGCUUGUACCAUUUGUCCCUUGUCUUGAAACGUUGUAUUGAGUCUCAUCUUGUGUUGAAUUCUGAGAAAUGUCAUUUCAUGGUUGAGCAAGGCAUAGUGUUGGGGCAUGUUGUUUCAUCUAGGGGGAUAGAGUUGCAAAAGGAUGUUGAUUUUGUGUUUGAUGAUGCUUGUAAGAAGGCCUUUGACUCUUUAAAAGAGAAGCUUACUUCUGCCCCUGUCAUUCAAGCCCCCAUUUGGUCCCUCCCUUUUGAGAUAAUGUGUGAUGCAAGUGCUUUUGCCGUGGGGGCUGUUUUGGGUCAAAAGAGUGGUUGA